Messenger RNA from Hemibagrus wyckioides, 6204 nucleotides. RefSeq names its product adhesion G-protein coupled receptor G2. The transcript is spliced from 31 exons. NCBI's taxonomy places the organism in Eukaryota, Metazoa, Chordata, Actinopteri, Siluriformes, Bagridae. Gene Ontology annotation, molecular function: G protein-coupled receptor activity. Gene Ontology annotation, cellular component: membrane. Gene Ontology annotation, biological process: adenylate cyclase-activating G protein-coupled receptor signaling pathway; cell surface receptor signaling pathway. The record is from RefSeq and is a predicted model, not a curated record. Bases 2605 to 5832 code for a protein of 1075 amino acids.
CCACAACUGCCAUGAGCCCAUCAGUUACAGCUACUACUAAUGUUAUAACAGUGAUCACCGUGUCAACACACACAUCAAGAGAAUACAGUGACACAGCUAACACAACUCUACCAGUCACAGCUAGCUUUAAUGCUACUACAGCUUGUGACUAUGGAUAAAGCUAAAGGUAAAAGCCCUCCUAACCCUGUGAUAGACCUCAAUCUAUCCCUGGAGUCCCUUUUUUUGUGAUAUCCUUUGUUAUAUAUGACUCUUGCCUUGUCCAGUAAUGUCAGCUACAAAAUCACUCAUUUGUGCAUCUUCUCUCAAGUUUUUUCCUUACCUUACACACUGCCUGCUCAUCUGGCAUGUGAAUAUAUGCUGCUGGCUCAUCUGGCAUAUGAAUAUAUGCUGCUGGCAAUGUUGGGUGUGGUCCUCCCUUGCCAAAUACUCUCCACAACUGAACUUGCAAAGUUAACUGGAUUCCACUCACAAUCGCAUGAAUUAAAAUCUUAAUGGUUAUAGACAGACCAUACAAUAUAUGAUAGAAAAGUAGUAAGUAGUAUAUAUGAUUUAUAUAGGCUUCAUGGUAUUGGUCAGGGCCCCCUAAUUCCCUGGGGCCCUAAGCGGCUGCUUACCUCACUUAUUGGUUAAGUCCGCCCCUGGUCUCACCACUAUGCUAUUUAUUCUCCCUUGGUGAUUCUUUGCUCAGUUUCUACAGUUUCUACCUGUCAUUUGAAGAGUAGUGGCUUGUGAGUUCAUUCUGUUAACAUAUUGAAGUGUUAUUCCAGAAAUAAUGUAUGCUCUAUGUGGUUUGUCACAGUUAUUUUUUUCCACUAUACUCAACUUUGUCUUUGAGUGACUAACAAGUCAUGCUCCAAGGUUUGAGCUUUUGCAACAAGUUUCUAAGCUCUCUAAAGCCAGUGCUCUUGACAAUCUGUGCUUACUGUGCAUUGAUGCCAACACAUUGUGUUUGGCUGGCAGGUUUAAACUCUGAUUCAGAGUAUAGCAAAAAGACUUGCUUUCUAGGUGUGUUGAUGGCCUGGCAUUAGAUAUGGCUUAACAGGAAAUCAGGAAUUAAACAGCACAACUCUAUCAGUGAACAGUGUCAUGGAGCCUGCACAUAAGGGAAUUGGUGACUGUUGGCAGGACAGAUGAAAACAUCACUCAUCGGACUACAUCUUUCAAAAUCAAUACCAUAUCCCACUGAAAUGUCUUUUUUUUAAAUGUCUGUUUGGCCUUCACUUGCCAAACAAUAGAAGCAUUAUGCUUGUAAUAUGAUUGUACUACACCUGAAUCUGAUUUUAAAUGUGUGCCUCUAUCUGAAACUGCUAACACAACUCUACCUAUCAUAGAUAGUUUUAAUGCUACAACAGGUAGGUUAAUUAAAUACAAUGGCCCUCAGUUAUUUGCUAAAAAUGAAUUUGCUUGUCUGUUAUUUCCAUAUAUCUAUUCUAUUCUAUUCUAUUAUCCUGAUGAAAUAGGUCAAUACGUCUACAUACCCCCUUUCAAAAUUGCAGGUUUGUGUGAUGUCAGAAUUUGUUCUGCCUUUAAUGUAUCUAGCAACCAAAAUCAAGUAGGAAAAAAAAUACAAUUAUUACAUACAGAACUCAGUUUAUGUUUGCAAGGUGUUCUAGUGAGCAGUAACUGUCACAUAUAACUUUUGUUCUAUGGUACAUCUAAUCUAUUGGAAAUGAUUUUGUGCCUCAUCCAUACUUACCUUAUUAGACAGUAAUCCUGUAAAUAUUUUGUGAGAAAUUUGUUGACCAUGUCUUCAGCAGUCAGAUAAAAAAAAGUGCUACAGAUAUUAGCUGAUAGCUGAAUUUUAUUUGUGUUAUCAGAAUUACUUCACUAAUGACAGAUGUAUGAUAAAUACUUCUGAACAUGAGCUUGAAUGAACAUGAUUGGUUAAUUUGGAGCACAGCCAUAUGGCCCAUUAUAAAAGGGUGUGCACACUUAUAUAAUAAUAACCUGGUGUUAGAACAGAGACUCAGCAAAAAUCAGUAGGGUAAACAGGCACAAGUCAGGCAAUAGACAAACAGGAAAUCAGAAGAAAAAUCAGAUUAAAAAACAUUAACAGAGCAAUUAUCAAAUAACUGGAAAUUGUACCAAGGAACAAGGCUUGGUAAUGACAGCACAUAAGAAAACUGAGCAAUUACUCAGCAGUGAUUGUCUAACAGAAAGAGGCUUUUAAUGGAGUGUGUGUGCAAUAAAUAACAGGUGAGUACAAUCAGAUGUCCAGGACCAAUGUAUUGUGGUAAGUGGAUUCUGGUGUGGGCAUGCUUGUAGGCUGUCGUGAAUGCUGGAAAAUAAAGUCUGUGCUUAAUGUUAUUCCAUUUUCUUCCCCACUUGAAUGUUAUUGGAUGUUGUAUCACAUUAAGGGUACAAAAUCUUGUACCCUUAAUGUGUAAUCUUGGUUUAAUUUUCUUUGCAUCAUAAAAACCUGUCAUUUUUUUUUACAGGGGUAUGUAGAUGUUUUAUAUUCACAGUAUAUUAAACAUUGAUUGUUGCCUGUUGAGUUUUAAAUUUGAGAAUCUCCAAAAUUAAUUUACUCAUUAUGAUACAGCACCCUGGUCACUGCAUUGCAACUUCUCGCAAACCUGUCACAGCGACUCUGUGUACUACUGGAUGACAGUCAGUGUUGAAGUUAAAGGAUCUGUAUCUAAUGAGUCAGAUAUAUCUGCCUGGCUUCAAAAUCUGUUCCGAAAUCAAAACGAAUGUAGUCCUGCAUUUCCUACUGUUACACCAUUAAAAAUCAAUACCACUUCACCCAGUGGAUCUGUAAACGACACCACCAUCAACAGCAGAGUAUCACCUUCACCCCCUGUUACUGCUGCUAUCACACAAAAUAUCAGCUCAGUUACCACAAGUCAUUUUUACAAUAGGACACUUGGAAACAGCAGUGUGUCAAAUGGAAGUGAGACUACAAAUAUAUUCAAAGACAUUAAGGUCAUUUGUGCCAAUAAGACUGCUAUAAGGCGGACUACAUGUACUGUGUUGUUGCAAUUUACACAUCCAACCAAUACAUGUUGUAUUAUACAAGCUGUGAGCACAGUACAGGAUAAAUCUUCCAUCCAGGCAUAUGUGGUUGGAGACACUGUAGAGCAAGUGGUAAAAGGGAAUUGUCACAGUGCUUCAGUAACACCAGAACCUCCAGUUGGAAGCUUUGAAAAGUGCAACAGUUCUCUUAGUCCUGACAUUCUCUGCAAUUCAACUGACACAGUUAAUGUGUCAUGCAGUGGGAACAGUGAAACUGUGUAUGUUUCAGUCUCCAUUCCAGACCAAAUGAACUGCACUUUUGAAAACCAACCAAAUACUUGUAACUGUUCCUCUUAUUGCAGCAGCACUGCUGCAUAUUAUAAAUUGGACAAUGGAACUGCAGACUCCAGUUUUAACAUGACACAAAUAUUAACAAAUCCCAUAUGUAACAUGACUAGUUUUGAUUGCCAGGCUUUGAAGAACAUUUCCCAGAUCUAUGAAAAUUAUUCUGUGACAUGUAAUAUAAGAUGCACCAUCAUUGUGAAACUAAGAAAAGCCAUAGAUGUGUGUUUACUCAGCUCAGCAUUACGGAGUGCAUUCCAAAACCAGAACACCAUUGUCACUGUCACCAGAGUGGCCAUAUGCACCUGGGAAGAUAGUAUGAAUGCAGAUCUUUUGCAAGCAAACAUAUUGUCAUUUUCUGAUGUGCUUUCUGAUGUAUGCCCAGUUGGAACAGUGAACAUUGUGUCAAAUUACUGCAAAAAUGGAACAAAUAUCGCUGUGCCUUUGACAGGGAAGUGCAACAACCCAGUGAAUUCUACUACCAUCAGCAUGCCACCAUCCACUACAAACACUAAUGUCACCAUCAUCACAACUACAGCCUCAGCCACAAACACUUCAGCUGGUACCUUAGACACAACUGCCUCCACAGGCUCAUCAACCAGUGCAGAAGCGAAAGCUGAAGGUCUUCUAAAUCUAAGCAGGAAUGCAUCUUCUCUGAACUCCACACAGAUACAGCAGGUUGUAUCUCUGCUGGAGUCAAUUAUUUCUGGACCCAGUGUUAGCUUGGCUCUGGGAAACACGUCUAUCAACAUUGUCAGCAAUCUAUUAAAUGCACCUCCUAAUACACUGACAUCCAUUUCAAACAGGAUUAUUGGCAUUGUGGAUACUGUUGCCUUGAAGCUGGUUGUGCAGGGACAGAGUCAAAGUAUUCUUUCCCCAUCUGUGGCUCUGGCAGUAAAAUUGGUGGAUGGGGCUCUUUUUCCACAGACCACAUUCACCAUCACUGGCCCCUCCAACUUGCAGAUUGACCCAGGUUUGAGGAGAACUGAGCCCAGCUCUCCUCAGGGUUCUAUAAUGCUCCCUGCUUCGCUCACAGGGAACCUCACUCCUCAACAGCAGCAACUGGCCUCCAGAGUACAGUUUAAUUUCUACCAGAAGACCACUCUAUUCCAGGACAAAGCAUUAAACCCAAACAGCAGUAAAUUGAUCAGUGGGGUUCUUGCCUCCAGUGUGGCUAACUUGUCCAUCUCUAACCUGAGAGACCAAAUAGUUUUUACCCUGAAGAACACAGACAUUGUUGAGUGUCCACAGGGUAACUGUUCACGAGCAUGUGUAUUUUGGAAAUUCGACUUAAACGGUGGUUCUGGUGGCUGGAGCACUGAGGGCUGCAACCUGCUGAACCACAGUGAAGCUGAGACAAUUUGUGGCUGUAACCAUCUGACCAGCUUUGGUGUUCUCUUGGACCUUUCCGGACAAGGGAUCAAUAAUCGUCUGCAGGCUACCAUUCUAACCUACAUCACCUAUAUUGGCUGUGGCAUCUCUGCCAUUUUUCUCUCCAUCACCCUGAUGACGUAUCUGGCUUUUGAGACACUCCGUAAGGAUAUCCCAUCAAAAAUUGUGAUCCAUCUGUGUUUGGCUUUGCUUCUGUUGAACCUGACAUUCCUACUGGAUGCUUGGCUGGCUUUGUACCCCAAUGUUGUGGGUCUCUGCAUCUCCACUGCCUUCUUCUUGCAUUACUUCCUGUUGGCGUCUUUCUCCUGGAUGGCCAUGGAGGCUGUCCAUAUGUACAUUGCCCUUGUUAAAGUUUUUAACACAUAUGUGUCCCGCUUCAUGGUCAAAUUAGGACUUGCUGGCUGGGGUAUUCCUCUAAUUGUGGUCAUAAUUGUGAUAGCCAUUGAUAAAAACAAUUAUGGACUAGUGUCAUAUGGGAAGUUUGAAGAUGGAACCUCUGAUCAAUUUUGCUGGCUGAAGAACGAAAUAGCCUUCUAUGUUGCAGUGGUAGCAUACUUCUGUAUUGUCUUUGUACUGAACCUUAGCAUGUUCAUUGUAGUAAUGGUUCAGCUUUGUCGCAUUAAGAGGCAAAAUCCCCAUAACCUACAACAUCGUAGUAUCCUACAGGACUUGCGGAGUGUGGCAGGGCUUACUGUUCUCCUAGGCCUCACCUGGGGAUUUGCUUUUUUUGCCUGGGAUGCUGUCAACCUGCCAUUUAUGUACCUGUUUGCCAUCUUUAACUCACUGCAAGGCUUCUUUAUCUUUGUGUUCCACUGUGCCGUGAAGGAGAAUGUCAGAAGACAGUGGAGAAUACAUUUGUGCUGUGGAAACCUGAGGCUAGUUGAGAACUCUGACUGGAGUCACACUGCUACACAGAGGACAAAGAAAUCCACCAUAAAUAGACUUGCUUCCUCAUUCAGAUCAGUGAAAUCAUCGAACAACUCAUCCAGUUCUUUCUUGGUCAGUGACAUCUCAAGAUCAGACAGGUCAAUGGGAAUUGGCAAUCCGUUAGAUGACCGUGCAAUCACAGAGCAGGAGGAGCCCAGCUCAGAUGUAGUCCUAAAUGAGAUCAACCACAGGUAUCGGAGCCAGCGAUCCCUCUGACCUGAAAACCAACAUAUGUAAUUGUGAUAUAAUGACAUUUAUAUGUAUUUUUGCAUUAUGUAUAUGUUGUACAUAUUUUCUUUGAUAGUAUAUAUGGUAUAUACUGAAUAAACCAAUUUGUGUUGUAGCAUUUACAGUAGAUUACCAGUGGUUAGCCAAAUAGCCUGACCAAGGUUAACUGAGCGAUAUUUAAUAGGAUUCAUUUAAAUAAUUCACUAUUGGUUUAGAUAUUAAAAUGAUAUUUUCAUUUCAUAGUGGAUUAAAGUGAUGUUUAAAUAAAUGUAUGCAUUUCUAAUAAAAUACUAUUGUUCAUCCUCUGUUCAAUGAAAUGUGAAAUGGUAAAAUUAAAGCUUGCUUUGUAAAUUAAAUGAA